Durio zibethinus is the source of this 1052-nucleotide messenger RNA. Lineage: Eukaryota; Viridiplantae; Streptophyta; Magnoliopsida; Malvales; Malvaceae. The record is from RefSeq and is a predicted model, not a curated record.
UUUAUGCAUCACAAAAAUGUAUAUGUUCUUCUGUCUCACCAGAAUGUGGGUUUAUGUUUGUUUCAUUUAUUAUAGUUUUUUUCUCUUUUGUGAGGUUGGGGGUCUUGCGAUUUAUGUUUUAUGACGUUCAGUAUUCUGCCACCGAAUACUGCAUGGUAUACUGGAAUUCAUAUGCUGUCUUAAUCAAGCUUGCACAGAAAACUCAUCUUAAGUUGGCUAUGAUACUGCUAAACGAAAGGGAAAGAAGGAAAGGGAUUCACGUAAAGAUUUGGCUAGGGAAUCUCGGAUCCCGCCGCAUUUGGAGCUUUUACAAAGAGCCCGCGUUCCUGAUCACGUUUCAUACCCAUUGUUCAAGGAAUCAACAACUCAUGCUCGCUUUUCUACACUAGUUAUGUAUAAUUAAUUCAAGGAUGCCCAGAGGAUUACGAAGGAGGUCAAGAGUAGUUUUCCAAUGAUCCAGAGAGAUUGGCUGAACUCCGGAGACUAGAGCAGGUUGUGGAGCACAUCAGUGUUGCUCUAAACCUUAUCUAUCGAUUAGGAACUCUUGACCCAUCACUUAAGGGUUGUUUGAGUUCAGCCAUCAUCCAUUCUUUGCCACAGCCGUUGUCAGGAGAUCUUGAAGGUUCUUUUGAUGAUUUCUACCAAUUUUGAAACACUUAUAGAGGCAUUUGAGUCCUCUGAAACAAUUGUAAUAUUAGUAUGUUUUAGAUCAAUGUUCUAAAUUAUUUAUUAUAAACACAUUCUUUUUUUCUCUGAUUUUGUAAAUGACUAAGGGAUGUAUCUCAAAACAAAAUGAGAAUUGUGCAGUGCAAUGCAAGGUAAAUACAUGCAUGUAGUCUGAAAGUUAGGAUGUCAACUCAACUAACAUUUUAUCUGUUUUCUGCCAAACUCAGAACCAAUGGUUUCUUCCAUUCCAAGUUAUUUGACUUCUGUGGUUAAAUGUCAAAGAUGGCUUCCUUUUUGCUUUUUCCUCUCUUCCGUAUAACAUGCUAUUCCUCUUUCUGGUAAACAAAUUGCAUCAAAAAGGUUGCCAUCAAGCUCCAACUGCUCAA